Molecule: messenger RNA, 540 nt
Organism: Microthlaspi erraticum
Lineage: Eukaryota; Viridiplantae; Streptophyta; Magnoliopsida; Brassicales; Brassicaceae
Source: the annotation of a GenBank genome assembly
AUGACGACGCAGGAGCUUGCGAUGGACGGGGAAAAGCAUUUGGAAGAAACUAUUGAAGCGGCUUUUCAGAUAAUUUCGGCCAUGAACGAUGAGCUUUGCAAUCCUUCCUUGUGGUCAACAUCGGCCACUCCGAGUUCCGCUGCUCAGACGACGACGGGUUCUAACGGCGCGGCUCUCGUUUCCUCCGACGUGGCUGCCAUUGAUGGAGCACCGCAUAAUUCGGAAUCCGGUGGUGGUGGUAGCGGCGGAGGAAGUGGAAAUAGUGCUCUGGAUGAAGCUAGUCUUCGCUAUAAGAACUCCGUGACUUCGCUUCGUGCUGUUCUUGCUGCGAUUCCCAAUUCACAGAAGGCAAAAGCAUCUGAAAUGGACAAUGGUUCAGAAUCUCCUGAAAGUGAAGAAGAAAUCGAAAAGUUGGAGGAGCAAGCCUCAAGUCUCAGAAAGGAAAUUGCAAAGAAGAAUGUUCAUGUCAAAGAACUUAUCGACAAAUUUCGAGAUCUUAUAGCAGAUAUCUCUACAUGGCAGAGCCCUUGUUCUGUUUGA